GACCUAAUCCUUGCUCCGCCUUCCGUUUCAUUCUCUCUCAAUUUCCCAUUCCUUCUCUCUCUCAAUUUCCCAUUCCUUCUCUCUACUUUCUUGCAAUGGAGUUUUAUUCAAUGGCACCAGAACUCGAGAAGAUCAAAUAUGAAGAGGAAUUUAUACUGAAUUCUCGAGAGUUGAAGCUCUUUACUUGCAGAUGGCUGCCUCCGCGCAAUCAAGACCCAAAGGCACUCAUAUUUCUCUGCCAUGGUUACGCGAUGGAGUGCAGCAUAUCCAUGAAAGGCACCGGGAUGAGACUGGCAAAUGCUGGGUACGCGGUGUACGGCAUUGAUUAUGAGGGCCACGGCAAGUCGUCUGGCCUCCAAGGCUACUUUCAAAGCUUCAAUGACCUUGUCAACGAUUGCUCUGAGUAUUUCACAAGCAUAUGUGAUAGGAGAGAAAAUAGGGGCAAGCUGAGGUAUCUAUUUGGAGAGUCAAUGGGAGGCGCACUUGUGGUGAUGCUACACAGAAAGAUGCCUAGCUUCUGGGAUGGUGCCCUUUUGGUGGCCCCCAUGUGCAAGAUUGCUGAUGAGCUGAAGCCACACCCUUUUGUUAUAAGCAUUUUGACUAAGCUCUGCCGGGUCAUUCCAACGUGGAAGAUUAUCCCAACAAAAGAUAUCAUUGAUAGUGCCAUAAAAACCCAAGAAAGGAGAGAAGAGGUCCGUUCAAAUCCGUACUGCUACAAAGGAAGGCCACGUUUGAAGACUGGGUACGAAUUGAUGAUGGCCAGCAUGGACAUUGAGAAUAAUCUUCACCAGGUGUCGCUGCCUUUCUUGAUCGUCCACGGGGAGGACGAUGCAGUCACAGACCCUGACAUUAGCAAGUUGUUGGUGGAGAAAGCAUCAAGCACAGAUAAAUCAUUGAACUUGUAUCCAGGCAUGUGUCACGCGCUCACCAGUGGAGAAACCCAGGAAAACAUAGACCUUGUUUUCUGUGACAUUGUGGAGUGGUUAGAAGAGAGGAUCAACGCUGGUAAUUCGCAGUCGGAAAGCGAACGAAAAGCUCGUCAUGACCAUAUAAAGCCCUAAUUUCCCAAAGGCCUGAAUAGCAUUUUGGAAUAAUUACUAUAUAUCUUAAUUGAUCUGAAAUGUGGGUACGAGACUAUUGCCCGAACUCACCUUCCUCCUUGCCUCUUCAACAGAGAAAAGUGAUCCCGCAAGUCACAACUUGGCUACAUAUACCCAUUUACAUUAAAAGAAUGGGUCCACGAUAGGAAGUUUCUCAUAUGUUUAUAUAUAUAUGUGCUUUUUUGCUUUUUGGUGGAAGAUGUAUCUUUUGGCUUUGGUGUCACAAAGUUGUAUAUAUCCAGCCAACAUCUCUUUUCUUAGA
Amborella trichopoda is the source of this 1362-nucleotide messenger RNA. Its product is annotated as caffeoylshikimate esterase. The record is from RefSeq and is a predicted model, not a curated record. Lineage: Eukaryota; Viridiplantae; Streptophyta; Magnoliopsida; Amborellales; Amborellaceae.